AUGACCACCAUACCUGCUGCUGCUUCUUCUUCUUCUUCUCCUCCUCCAUUUCGUAGAUUGACAUACGAUGUGUUCCUCAGUUUCAGAGGUACAGAUACCCGUAAUAAUUUCACAGACCAUCUUUACACUGCUCUCAUACACAAUGGGAUACGCACAUUUCGAGAUGAUGAAGAACUUGUGAGAGGGGAGUCAAUUGGUCCGAAUCUCUUGAAAGCAAUUGAAGAAUCGAGAUAUGUCAUUGUGGUUGUUUCACGAAACUACGCCAAUUCUUCAUUUUGUUUGGAUGAGAUUGCAAAGAUUGUGGAUUGCAAGAAAGAAAAGGGACAAAAAGUGCUUCCAGUGUUCUAUGAUGUUGAUCCAUCUGAGGUACGAAGACAAACAUGGGACUACUUUGUUGAAGCAUUUGAGAAGCAUCAAAACAGGUUUCAAGGAAAUCCAGGAACAGUAAAGAGGUGGAGAGAUGCUCUUUCUGAAGUCGGCGAUCUCUCUGGAUGGCAUUUGCAAAAUGGGUAA
Molecule: messenger RNA, 513 nt
Organism: Fragaria vesca subsp. vesca
Lineage: Eukaryota; Viridiplantae; Streptophyta; Magnoliopsida; Rosales; Rosaceae
Product: TMV resistance protein N-like
Exons: 1
Coding region: 1-513 (170 amino acids)
Biological process (GO): signal transduction
Source: RefSeq, a predicted model, not a curated record